AUGAAAGACAAUGCUCUCUCUACUCCCUGUCUCCGUUCUCACGACCUCUCCCGUUUCAUACAGCCUAAGGUGGGGCUCGGGGGUAGCAGCGCUGUUGAUAAGAGUUUAGUGACGGCGGAUGGCGAGAUAUUUCGUUUGGUACAGCAACUGCCGACCCUGUGUCGCGAGGAUGCUGACUGUGGCAGCGCUUUCCGUCUCAUUGUUCCCUCUGACGUGGAUCUAAACUCCGCCUGCCUUGAUCCCUCUUGGUUCGUCAACAUCGUAGUCACCCUAACGGAUCGUAAUGGGAGUGUCAUCUACCACGAGGCACACUUUCCGAGGAACCCGUCGCUUAGAGACGGCAUCAAGAACUUUGUUGAUGUGCGCUGGGGCGACUACGUUCAUGAGCCCGACGCUGACAUCUGGAAUCAGCAUUUAAUUGAAGCUUUUGCUGAGGCGGAUCGCUGGCGUUCAGUUCGGCUCUCGGUUAGCCACUCACCACCCGCCUCGGAGAAUGGAGCGGGUCAACAGCGAAGACGCCGUGUGAGUUCAGGUGGGGUGCCGCAACCUCAGCAGCAGGUCGUCUCGACGACCAGCAGACUGAGCCCCGAUAUUGCCGAGGCGGCCAUGGAAGAGGCUCUCCAACGACGUUUUGUCGUCUGUCCAAUCUAUCGCGCUCGUUGGGGUGGGUCUGGCGAUGUCUUCUACUUCAAGACAAUUAGUCUGCCGUUUCUGCGAAAUCAAGGAGAUGGGGGUGCUGAGGAGAAGUCGGUGUCUUCACUGAACAACGAAACUACUAACGUGUUCUCGCCGACCUCUUCUUUUGAAAACUUGCUCCUUCUUAACUACCAUUGCAUUCUCGGCAAAGCCUCAGGGGACGCAAUGUCGGGUCCGCCGGCCUCUGAUGACGACCAAAUUUUCGAUGCAGUGACGUUGCGUGUUGGAGAAAAGGCGACGGGUUUCUCAUCUGGUCCGCCUUACCCACUAGCCGGCCUCAAGCCCACUCUACCUCACCAACAGUCGACCGAUACCAACCCUCCUGUCUCGCUAUUCUCUUCCACCGAACACUCGAGUCCCACGUUCUGCUUUGAAACUAUGAAUAGAAACGAAAAUUGUGAAAAUUUCGCAAGCUCGACUCCACAUCACAGCCGGCUGCCACCGCUGACACGUUGCUAUGAACACGUGGACCAAUCGGAUCCCUACGUGUUUGUUGACCCACCGAAAGCGCUAUGCUGUGAGGGCAGGCAACAGAUUUAUCCCUGCUCCACAGUAGGGCAUGUCACCCCGGGAGCACGAAUCUCCUAUUCAAGUGCCCACUUGGCUCCUGUCGACAUCGAUUGGAUCGAUCAAUCCCAACCAAUUGAGUAUCACGAGUGCGCAGCACUAAACCAGAACUCGCACCUGCAAUAUUCGCACCAGCGACAGCAUUUUAAUCAGCGUACACAGCAGCAAAACUACUCAGGAAUGCCCCCUUAUCACCCGUCUAAGGCCUCUCGCAGCUUGUUUUCCAAGGUCCGAUAUGCGGUUGGCAUUGUUCUGGCGAGUUUGUCCGGUAGCAGCGCAACUGGCUUGGGGUCAGGAUGUUUGUGGUGGAAUCUUGUGCGCCGACUGCAGUUGGGCUUUGUAGCCAGUGUCUAA
Molecule: messenger RNA, 1617 nt
Organism: Mesocestoides corti
Lineage: Eukaryota; Metazoa; Platyhelminthes; Cestoda; Cyclophyllidea; Mesocestoididae
Source: the annotation of a GenBank genome assembly